Messenger RNA from Acanthosepion pharaonis, 786 nucleotides. Lineage: Eukaryota; Metazoa; Mollusca; Cephalopoda; Sepiida; Sepiidae. The record is from the annotation of a GenBank genome assembly.
AUGAUUUCUGUCUUUUGUCUUCAGAGUCAGGAUUUAUCAUUUCAUUUUUACAAUUUGGUGAACUUAAUAAUCUCUCUCCCCCUUUUCUAUCCCUCCUCCGUCUCUCUCUCUCUCUCUCUUUCUCUUUUUCCUCCCCCAUCUCUCUCUUUCUCUUUCUCCUCUCUCUCUCUUUCUCUCUUUUUCACUCACUCCUGGUUUAUAGAGUUCAAUGCACUAUCAUUAGAAUCUAUAAUGCUACUGCAUUUGUAUCCCGUCCAUAAACUCUCUCUUUCUCUCUCUCUCUUUCUCUCUUUCUCUUUCUCUCUUUCUCUUUCUCUCUCUCUUUCUCUCUCUUCCUCUCUUUCUCUUUCUCUCUCUCUUUCUCUCUCUCUUUCUCUCUCUCUCUCUUUAAUUUUCUCUCUAUUUUUUCCCACUCCCUCAUUGACACUUUAUAGGCCUAUCUAUAUCUUCAAAAAAAAAACGCUCUCUCUUUCCACCUCUCUCUCUUUCCACCUCUCUCUCUUUCCAAUUCUCCCUCUUUCCACCUCUCUCUCUCUUUCCACCUCUCACUCGUUCCACCUCUCUCUCUUUCCACCUCUCUCUCUCUCUUUCCACCUCUCACUCGUUCCACCUCUCUCUCUUUCCAUCUCUCUCUCUUUCCAUCUCUUUCUCUUUCCAUCUCUUACUCGUUCCACCUCUCUCUCUUUCCACCCUCUCUCUCUCUCUCUCUCUCUCUCUCUCUCUCUCUCUCUCUUGCGAUCUUCUCGGGAUUGCGUGCGUGCUUAUUUAUAUUUCAGCUUUCCUUAA